ACUGAUCGAAUCAAAGGCGCGCCUUGAUCUCGGAGAUCAUCAUGAUUUAACUUCAGUUGCAAGGGCGGCGCAAAGAGGUCAUGUGGAUUGUUUACUUGCUUUAAUUGAAGCAGGUGCUUCUGUCAAUCUUGCAAACAAAUCUGGUAUUACUCCUCUGAUGUUGGCCGCGCAGAAUGAUCAAACUGAAUGUAUUAGACAACUCAUAACUGCCGGAUGUGACAUCAACAGGCAUUGUAAGGCUGGAGUAACUGCCCUUUGUUAUGCAUUGGGCUCAGGUUUCAAUGAAAGUGCGAAGCUUCUGAUCGAAAGCAGAGCUGACCUUUACGCAGUCGGUCAAACCAGCACAGCAUUAAUCAUGGCGUCCAAAACUGGAAACAGUGAAAUGUUAAAAUAUAUCCUGGAAGCAGGAGCUGCCAAUAACAAACUGGACAAUACCUGCCUCUCAGUGAUGUCACAUGCUGUCAUAAAUGACAUUUCCAUGUGCUCAGAAAUACUUAACGACGAGGGGGCUUAUGUAAAUGAUAAUAUAGAGAAAACUGAGUUGAUGGAAGCUUCAGAGGGAGCUAACUUUUCGUGUCUGGAAAGUCUUCAACGAGUUCAUGCUUUAUUCAAUACAACUGACAACGAAGGAAAUUCAGCCUUGUCGUAUGCUGCAAUAUUGGGACAUUCGAAAUGUGUAAGAACUCUUCUCCGUUGUGGAACACUGUACGAUCUGCUCAACAAUAGAAAUGAAUCUCCAAUUUACAUUGCGGUGAAGAAAAAUAAACCGGAUUGCUUGCUUGAGUUUCUUGAAUUUUCCUCAAGCAUUGAUCUUUCAAAUCUUCUCAUAUUAGCGUCGUCUUAUGGACAUAUUCAGUGUGUUAAACUUUUAAUCCAAGGCAACGCAGAUUUAGAGGCAGAAGACAAUAAUGGAAACACAGCUGUUAUUCUAGCAGCUCAAGAAGGAUAUUUCGAAUGCUUAAAAAUACUUUUAGAAUCUGGGGCUAAAGUGGAUAUUGCUAACAAAAAAGGUGUUACCGCUUUGAUGAAAUCAACAUGUCUGGACCAAGGUGAUGGCCAUACAGACAUCAACGCGUGUUCAUUUCUUGAGGAGCGUCAAAGGCGAUUCUUGUCGUGCACUAAGCUUUUAAUAGAGUAUAAUGCACCGGUCGAUUUGUCCGAUCUCAAAGGUAACACGGCUUUACACUACGCCGCGAGGCUAGGUAACGUUCCUUGCCUUCAAAUCCUGAUACGAGCGAAUGCAAAUCUUGAUUUGAAAAACAAGGAAGGGAGAACACCCUUUAUUAUGGCGACUGUCUGCAUCCAGGCGGAUGUUGUGUCAGCUCUAAUCGCAGCUGGUGCCUCAGUAUCUGCUGACUGCAAUAAAGGGUUCACAGCACUGAUGCACGCAUGUAUUCAAGGUAGUGGAAGAUGUGCCGAGAUAAUCGCCCGAGAAGGUGCUAGUUUAAAUGUGUCUGAUUCAAGAGGCAACACUGCACUGCAUUACGCGGUGGACAAAGGUAAUCUCGAGAUUGUGAAAACACUUUUGAACGCAGGAGCUUUGGUAAACUGUGUCAAUGAAGAUAGCAUUCCUUCACUGCUCUGGGCUGUUUACAAUGAAGACAACGCUUGCAUGACCUGUCUCAUUGACGCAAAUGCGGAUGUGAAUUACGCGGACAAAAAGGGUAAGACUGCCCUGAUACGAGCUGCAAAAUCGGGAAAUGUAGCUUCCAUUCGCUUGCUCAUUUCAGCUGGAGCUGCUCUAAAUGUAGCCAAUCACCGCGGAGAGACAGCUUUUCUAGUUGCCGUUUUGUAUGAGAAGGACGAAUGCGCGCAGGUUUUGGCUGAAGCAGGGGCUAGUGUCAAUGCUCAGAGUAAGGCGGGAACAACAGCGUUGAUACAUGCCACAGAGAACUGCCUUCAGUCGCUGGACAUACUGUUCAAGUUUGACGUACAGAUAAACUCACCUGACAAUCGAGGCUACACCGCACUCCACAUCGCUGCAGAAUCUGGGAAACUGAACUGCAUCGAAACCCUUUUAAGGAACGGAGCCGAUGUAAAUGCCAUCAAUAAUGGCGGCCAAACGCCAUUGAUGCUUGCCGCGACGUAUGGAGGUAUUCGUUCCAUUAAACUACUUCUGUCAUACCGUGCGGAUGUCAAUGCGAGGUGUCAUCAAGGCAAAACAGCGCUGAUGUACGCAAGUUCCAAACUUAAUUUUAGAUGCCUUGAGAUUUUGAUCAACUGGAAUGCAGACCCGAAUAUUGUCGACCAUGAAAAUAAGACAGCUCUACACCAUGGUGUUGAUGAUAAAUGUGAUUUAAAAUGCUUUCGACUCCUCGUCGACUGCGGGGCUGACGUGAACAUUCUUCAUCUUAGUUCCACACCAGCCUUGUCCUACAUAAAAGUUCUAUAUGACUACAUUCAAGUUAUAACUGAUGCAGGUGCCGAUGUCAACCUUCGCCAUGAGAGCGGAAUGACGUAUCUCAUGCACGCGUCCAAAGUCGGUUGCAAUAAUUCGGUGCGACUUCUUUUGGAAAACAAUGCCAGUGUAGACGCAGGAGACAAUCGAGGCAAAACUGCUCUGAUGUAUGCCUCGGAGGAGGGCUAUAUUGAAUGUAUAAUAACUCUUCUGUCUUAUGGAGCUUCGCUUGAGGCGACCAGCACUGAAGGACUCACGCCACUUAUGUUAGCAGCAGAGAAAUCUCAUUUUAAAUGUCUGUGUAUGCUUGUUUUAGAAAACGCCGACAUCCACGCGAGAUGCAAUGAUGGAAACACGGCCUUGACAUUUUCAAUAAGGUCGGGGAGCUUAAAUUGUUUAGAAUACCUGAUAUCGUCAGGGGCUGAUGUCAACACAAGCAAUAAAGAAGGUGUGACGCCGAUAAUGUGUGCCGCCCAAAGUGGUCUUGUCGAAAUUGUCACGGCUCUAAUUAUAGCCGGCGCUGACGUAAACUCGGAGCACUGUUCCCUGUCUCCAGUUUCAAUUGCUUUGUCCAUUCAAAGCACUGAUAUUCUUGGAGAGCUACUGAAACAUGGCGCGAAUGUGGACUCAUGCAGGAUCGACCUCUUAGAUUUCUGUUACCUUGUAGAGGCCGACGAGAGGGCCUGUUUGCGGUUGCUGAUAUCUAAUGGAGGUUUGCCUUAUUCUAAAGACCUCACCACGGUACCACAGUCACCAUUGAUGUCCGCCUUACUUCAAGGAAAUAUCGGCGUCUGCAAUUAUUUCAUUGUUAAUAACUACCUCACUAAAGAAGACUCCAGGGGAAGUUUCGCCCCAGAUUUGACCAGCCGAAUGCCUAGGAAAUCCAAACUUUUUGUGUCACAGCUUUUCUCUCAGCCCUGGCCUCUCAGUAAACUGGCCCUCGUAGCCGCUUCUCAUGCCAUCGGUCCAAGUCCAGGCCGGACACAGCGAGUGGACAGCCUUCCGCUUCCCAAUAAAAUGAAAACCCUUUUGCUUUACCAAGACCUCCCGUCGAGGAUAUGUACGGAGCAAUGGGAUGACAUUCCACUUUGCUUUGAUCCACAGGAAUACACGAAUCUUCCAUUUAGAAAUCAGUUUCUGUUCAACUGGCCAGUCGGGCUUGGCUUGGUG
Molecule: messenger RNA, 3568 nt
Organism: Lymnaea stagnalis (great pond snail)
Lineage: Eukaryota; Metazoa; Mollusca; Gastropoda; Lymnaeidae
Source: the annotation of a GenBank genome assembly